Molecule: messenger RNA, 492 nt
Organism: Camellia sinensis
Lineage: Eukaryota; Viridiplantae; Streptophyta; Magnoliopsida; Ericales; Theaceae
Source: RefSeq, a predicted model, not a curated record
AUGGACGUGGGUAAUCAACAACCGUGCGGAUUGUCGAUAAGUGGGUAUAAGAACGUUGCGAAGAAGUUCUUGGACAAAACCGGCCUUCUGCAUUCAGCUAAACAAAUGAAAAACAAGUAUGACAACUUGAAGAAAGAUUGGGUUGUGUGGAAGAAGCUGGAGAAUGCCAGCCAAAGCUUGACAGGACUUGGGUACGACCAAGAGACGGGUUUGUUCAUAGCUCCUGACCAUUGGUGGGCAAAAAUGCAAGCGUUCAAGAUGAAGCCUCUAGAGCACUUAGAGCUCAUGGAACGGGUGUACUCUGGCGCAGCUGCGACGGGUAAACAUACAUGGACUCCAACUAAAUUGCGCGAUGAUGAUGUUGCAGCGGCCAUUGCAAUUGAGGACAGCGGCAUAAGACCUCUCAGUGCUGGCACACCACUACAUCUGGGCCAUGAUACUGUCAAGGAGAACAUGGUGGAUAGUUCCUUGUUCGACGAUGCUCCCCCGUAG